Messenger RNA from Anneissia japonica, 1482 nucleotides. RefSeq names its product caspase-3-like. The record is from RefSeq and is a predicted model, not a curated record. The transcript has 5 exons. Lineage: Eukaryota; Metazoa; Echinodermata; Crinoidea; Comatulida; Comatulidae. Bases 166 to 1482 code for a protein of 438 amino acids. Gene Ontology annotation, molecular function: protein binding; cysteine-type endopeptidase activity. Gene Ontology annotation, biological process: proteolysis; regulation of apoptotic process.
AAACCUGGCAACGAAACAGAGCUGUCCUUAAAAUUGGAUAACAACCUGGCAAUUAAUUAUUUAUAAAAAAAACGUCGCGAGUCGCUACCGUCAUGAAUCGCUGGGAAAGAACGUUGUUUUUGGUAAUAAAAUGCGAAAAAGUGGUGUAAUUAGUGAGAGAACUGGAUGAAAAAGAAUUUGUCAAUGAUGGCAGAUCUGGUGGAAAAAAGGCCUAAAGUAGAAUUAACUGAAGAUGACUAUCGAAAACUCCAACUUCAAAUCCAUCGUGCACUUGAAGAUCAAGAACUGAACACUCUCAAGUUCUUAUGCCUUGAUGAAUCUAUUGGACUCCAAUUUGGAACGCUAGAAUCUUGUAAAAAUGGUCUUGAUAUUUUUUCAAAUUUGGAAAAACUCUUGCAUCUUUCUAACAAGAAAUUGGAUCUACUCAUCGAACUCAUGGAUCUCAUACGACGUCCUGAUUUACAAUGCAAAGUAGAAGGAAAAUGUGAUAAUCUAGAAGAGAAAAAGAGGAUAAUAUCCCCUUACAGGAGAAUGGUGCUGGAAUUGACAAAUGUUAUAAGCGAUAAUGAGUUAAAGGAGUUAAAGGAGUCAACAUUGAAAUCAAAGUUAACUUACAACAAAAUUGCAGACAUGCAAAAGCCAAUACAAAUGAUGUAUGCUCUUGAACAGCAGGGUAUCAUAGCACCUAACGAUGUAGAGUACCUGAAUACAAUUUUUGAACAUCUAAACAGAAAAUUGUUUGCAGGUGUAGUAUUGAAGUACCAGCAGGAAGUGUUGAUCGGGAAAUACAAGAUGGACUGCAAGCCACAUGGUUUGUGCAUUAUCAUCAAUAACGUCAAAUUUUCACCUCCUUCAUCAAGCUUAGUUCUUGAAGAACGUAAAGGCUCAGAAAAGGAUAAAGAAAAACUUAAAAAUACAUUCACAGAGCUGGGGUUUACUGUCAAAAUAGAAUCGGACUUAACAGCAGAAGAGAUGAGCACAGUGAUUAAAAAUGCUGCUGAAGAGGACCACUCAAAUUAUGAUGCCUUUGUAUGCUGUAUUCUGUCCCAUGGCAACUAUGGUUUUGUCACUGGUGUUGAUGGUGGUACCUGCAAGAUCAUGGACAUCACCAGACAUCUGUCAUCGUCAAAUUGCCCAAGCCUUGCUUACAAGCCGAAAAUGUUUAUUAUUCAGGCCUGUCAAGGCACCAUACAUGAAGAGAAAGUUAAUAUAAAUAUAAGUAGCACUAGCUUUGAUCAUGACCCAAGGAAGGAGAGUGAAUUCAUACCAGAUGAUGCUGAUUUCUUGUUUGCGUAUUCUACGUGUCCUGGAAGAAAAUCAAAGCUCAAUAUGAAUUCUGGUUCAGCCUACAUAAGUAAGUUGACAGAAGCUUUAAAAAAAUACCACAAAGAUCUUGACAUAUUAAGCAUCCUAACGCUGGUUAACAAAGAAAUGUGUAAUGUUGAUUUUAAAGAAACAAAUAAGCCUACUGGUGUAGUUUAG